Clarias gariepinus (North African catfish) is the source of this 2237-nucleotide messenger RNA. It is a transcript of the gene srr, whose product is annotated as serine racemase. Gene Ontology annotation, molecular function: L-serine ammonia-lyase activity; threonine deaminase activity. The transcript is spliced from 11 exons. Gene Ontology annotation, biological process: L-threonine catabolic process; L-serine catabolic process. The record is from RefSeq and is a predicted model, not a curated record. Lineage: Eukaryota; Metazoa; Chordata; Actinopteri; Siluriformes; Clariidae. Bases 292 to 2007 code for a protein of 571 amino acids.
GAUAGUUUCCUAAACAAACGGUAAACUAAAACGUGUGCAAGGAAUCUAUAUAAUGUUGUAGGUUUUCCAAACGACACAAGUGUGUCGGUAAUACUAUAAAUAUCACACGCGGUUAACGGAGUCCUGGGAGGGAGUUGACUACGCGGAACGCCCACUUUUACCCACAAUCCCCGGGGAGACGGACUGCUGCGCACGAGCGAGCCUCAAGAGAAAGAGAAGAGAAGUUGAGCUAAGCAUUUGGCACCAUUAAAAACACUGAGUGCAACAGCAUGUGCUUAAUUUGCAUCUCUAAUGCCGCAAACCAGUGAGCUUCAUGUCACUAUUUGCCCUAAAGUGAGACGACCUCAACCUAUUUGUAUUGGCCCUGACAAGUAUAAAUGCCAGUUCUGCAACAGGAAGGGGGAGUAUGCUGCGCUUGUGGCUCACGUACAAACCCAUGAGAAAACAGCGGUUGAAUUUCAAGAAAAAAAAAUCUACAAAUGCAACCUAGGAUGCAGGAAAAACAGCCACUACCAUUGCUGCUGCAAGAGGACUAUAAUCUCUCGGAAUAACUUUACCCAACAUAUACACAAGUGCAGAUUAUCCUUAAACACGCAGGUGCCCACACUGUCUGGUUCUUCAUUGGUCUCCAGCACAUUACCAGCAUUGCUUGGUCACUCUGCCUUACCUGUCAAUACCUCAGUCUCUAUAUGCAGUGACAAUAAUGGCUCAGACCCUCAGUGCGGUAAAGACGGUGCCACAGGGACCUUCAAUGUGAUGUCACCCAGCCCUCUGUUUUCUGCUGCGUCUCUGACCGUCUCAAUUACCCCCUCAGACAGCAAAGAGUAUAUUAUGUCUGUCAACCCAAGUCACAGUCUGUGUGCUGCUAGCUUUAAAGAACAGACACCAAGGGCCACAAGAAUCACAUGUCGCUUUUGCAAUUUAAGUCUGAACAAGAAAAACGUCAAAUCACACAUGCAAAGGCGACACAUGUCGGCGAAUCCGGACUUGCUGCAAAUGAAUGGAAUAAGCCAUACACACAUAGCCUCUGGCAACAUGGAAGAUCUGAUAGCAGAAGGAAUUACACUUAAGAUGCUCAGUGAUGUUCGGGAGACAGUCAUGAGCAGCCCUUUGGGAGUGAUCAAAACACCCAUGAUCCUUUGUUGCCAGACCACACUGCAACUCAAGGUGCCCUGCAAUGUCUAUUUAAAGUUGGAGAACAUGCAAAGGACAGGGUCAUAUAAGAUUAGAGGCGUCGCAAAUCAAUUUUCCCAAAGAUCCAGUGGGGGCAAUUUCGUCACAAUCUCUGCUGGGAAUUAUGGGAAGUCCUUUGCAUAUGCCUCUAAACACUACGGAACUAAAGGCAAAGUGGUGAUGCCUGAAACGGCUCCAAUCUCCAGGUCUCUGCUAAUAAAAAGUUUUGGCCUCGAGGUCGAACGAGUCCCAACUCUGUGUCAAAUGGACGUUGUGAAUCGAUGUGUUCAAGAGGAAAAAACUACUUUUCUUCAUCCCUACAAUGAUCUGGAUGUCAUAGCAGGACAUGCCAGUCUGGGCUUAGAGAUCCUGGAGGUGCUUCCUAAUCCUGAUGUUGUAGUAGUGAGCUGCGGUGGGGGGGCUUUACUGGCUGGAGUAGCAGCAGCCAUUAAACUUUCUGGUUGUGACGAAACAAGAAUGUAUGGAGUGGAACCAGAAGGAGCAUGCACCAUGUACAAAAGCUUCAUUGAGAAAAGGCCUGUUGCCAUGGACAGCAGAAGCAUUGCCUCUGGUCUUGCUCCACCAUCUGCAGGUGCCCUGCCGUAUGCAUUGUGUCAAAAGUACGUGGAGGAGAUAGUGUUGGUGACUGAUGAUGAGAUCAAGUCUGCCGUUUCCACUCUCUACGAAGCUGGUCUAGUUGUAGAACCGUCAGGAUCAGCUGCAUUUGCUGCCCUUGUUAACAACAGGAUACCAGACAUUGACAGCAGGAACGUUGUUGUAAUCCUGAGUGGGGGGAACAUCAGCAAAGAUGAGCUUACCAGCUACCCAGACUGAUUUACACAAUAGCUCUGCCCAAGAUUGUAUGGCCUUGUUUUUUUUUUUUUUUUUUAAGGAGUUUUGAGGAGUGCAUAAAGACUUACAUGACAGAGCUAAAUUACAAUUAUUGUUGAUUUUUUAUAAAUGGAAAACACUAAAAUCAAGUAAGUUGUUGGCAUAAUAAACAAACUGUUUUCAAUUGCUGAAUUUCUGAUUUUUUUCCUACUAAUUCUGAUCAUUAUCCACCU